UUAUAUUUAAAAAAAUAUCAUAUUAUUUGAAUAUCUUAUAUGAUAUAAUAACAACUGAACAAAGAGAUGACAUCAAUACGUUUUUAUAGAUAUAAAAAAAUCAAUUUCAUUAACAUUUUGUAAUCAAAUUAAUUACAAAAAAAUGUAGUAAUUAAUUUGGUAAUAUUGUUAAUUAUUUUAAAAUUAGUUAUCAGUUGUUUUUUAACAACAAUAAAAAAUUUGUUAAAACACUGAUAUUUAAACACAUUAUUUGAUUGUAAACUGGUUGUGAUUUUAUGUAAUUAUUAAAAUAGUCAUUAUUGCUAAUAACAAACAUUUAUAACAAUGAAAUGGUUAAAUAUUUUGUCGAUUUUAUAUUUUGUGAUAUCUUUGACAAUCAUUGUCAUCAAUGGAGAAGAAGGGGGUUUACAAAGAUAUGAUGAACAAGAAGUGGUUCCUAUAAGAAGUGCUCGCGUUAAGAGAAAGGGUGGAGGAAGAGGUGGUGGCGGUCGAUCAUCAGGUGGUAGCCGAUCGUCCAGUUCCUCCAGAAGCAGUAGUAGUCGAUCAUCUAAUCCGCAUUCAUAUCCCAAACAACAAUACACUAAUGCUGGACAUCAGUCUAACUCUUAUCCCAAACAGUCUCCAAAUAAUCCCAGUUAUUCGGCAUCGGGACAAUCAGCUCACUCAUCCUAUCCUAAACAACCGGCUUAUAAUCCUAAUCAUAGCGGUUCCGGUACUGGCAGUCAAACUGUAGGUCAAUCAUAUCCCAAACAACCGGCUUAUAAUCCAAAUCAUAGCGGUUCCGGUACUGGCAGUCAAACUGUAGGUCAAUCAUAUCCCAAACAACCGGCUUAUAAUCCAAAUUAUAGUGGUUCCGGUACUGGAACUCAAACUGGUGCUCAGGCAUAUCCCAAACAGCCAGCAUAUAAUCCUAACUAUAGUGGUACUGGUAGUCAAAACAGUGGAACUGGUUAUCCAGCUAAUCCCAAACAACCGCCAAAAUUAGAUGGUUAUAAUAGUGGUACAAAUGUACACAAUAGUCAGUCGAGUGCUCCUUCGUCAUAUCCCAAACAACCUGCAAUCAAUACUGGUUAUGUAGUGCCUGUACAUACCGGUGCUCAUCCCAUCUCGAGCUCAAAAUUCAAUGCUACGAGAGGUGGUGUGGCUGGUAGUCAUAAUAAUCAAAACUUUAAAAACAAUUUUACCAGCUCAAACCAUCAUACAGCAGUAGGUCAUACCAAUGGGACAGGACAUUUUGGGUCAGGACAUAACUUUCCUAAUAGAACCGGUUCUGUUAUGCAAAAUCAUGGUUAUCCUAAUCAUACCGCUAACCAACCGAUGCGCUACAAUAUUAGCAAUUAUGCACACAAUGGUCCCAAUGUCUACAGCAAUUCCCACCCAAUUGCCAAUCCUCCUGUUUAUGUUAAUUCAGCACAAAAUAAUAUACAUAUUCAAAACAAUUAUGGUCAACAUGGAUACUCUGUGAACAAUGGCAUAGGAGGUACAGGGAUGAGCAAUGCAGCCAAAAUCGGAACUGGAGCCAUAUUAGGUGCUGCAGUGGGAGCUUAUGGUGGCUAUAAAUUAGGUCGAAUGGUAGGUGCCCAUGGUCAACAUGGUAAUUAUGGCUACUAUAAUGAACAUUAUGUAUAUGUCAAAUGUGAUCCGCCACCUAAAAUCCUGGUCGACCCAACCACUAACAUCACUUAUAUACCGAAAUCGGUUGCUUACGAUGCUCGUUGUCAUUAUUAUGAUAAGGAACCACCUAAACUACUUCCGGGAUAUGAAAAUAAGACAACAAUUGUCGUCCAGCUUGACCAGGCUAAAGCAAUACCAUUACCACAGGGAGGUACCGGUAAAAAUGGUGAACCCAAAUAUGGUAAAAUUAGUUAUUUGAUGCUUACAAUUUUAGUGAUUGUUAAAUAUUUAAUAAUAUUUUGAUAGGUUGUCAAAUAU
This is a messenger RNA of Oppia nitens, 1932 nucleotides long. RefSeq lists its product as uncharacterized. The coding region runs from base 325 to 1917 and encodes 530 amino acids. The transcript is spliced from 3 exons. The record is from RefSeq and is a predicted model, not a curated record. NCBI's taxonomy places the organism in Eukaryota, Metazoa, Arthropoda, Arachnida, Sarcoptiformes, Oppiidae.